Messenger RNA from Dinoponera quadriceps, 1083 nucleotides. RefSeq lists its product as uncharacterized. The record is from RefSeq and is a predicted model, not a curated record. The coding region runs from base 1 to 1083 and encodes 360 amino acids. NCBI's taxonomy places the organism in Eukaryota, Metazoa, Arthropoda, Insecta, Hymenoptera, Formicidae. The transcript has a single exon.
AUGCCAAAUCAAAAGCAGGAUUUAUACACAUUGCAAUGCGAGAGUUAUCUUUAUGUUGAGGGAAAUAUAAUUGCACAAGCGACAGCCGAAAAUGUGGCUGUAACAUUGGGAAGUAAUUGCGUCGCAUUCAUGUUUGAUGAGAUUCGUUAUGAACUAGAUGGUGUAGAGAUUGAUAGUAACAAAAACGUUGGAAUAACUUCCAUGGUCAAGAAUUAUAUAUCGUUAUCUUCUGACAAAAUUGCCUGCAUAAAAAAUGCUGCGUGGGAUACGAUCAACGCUCAUUCGACAGAUGGAUACUUCAACUUUUGCAUACCGCUCAACUUAUUGCUUGGAUUUUGUGAAGACUAUAGGCGUAUAGUGAUUAAUGCGCGCAUCGAAUUGAUUCUCAUACGAUCGUGCAGUGACAACAGACUACGUGGAUCAUCGGCGUUGGAGCCUAAGGUGAAGCUAUUCAAGAUACAAUGGAGAAUGCCUCACGUACUCUUGAACGAUAUCAAUAAGCUCUCACUGUUGAGAACCUUGGAAAACGGCCGAUACGUGAGCAUGAGUUUCCGCUCGUGGGACCUGUAUGAAUUUCUUCUGCUAGAAAACACGACCAAACACUUGUGUCCUGUCAAAACUGCCACUAAUUUGGAAAAACCGCGAUAUGUUAUUUUUGCACUACAGACUGGUCGGAAGAAUGUCAUGGCGGAAAAUAUAACUCAAUUCGACAACUGCAAUUUGAUCAAUGCAAAACUCUAUCUAAAUUCAGAGUGUUAUCCGUACGAUGAUAUGAAUUUGGACUUUGCAAAGAGAAAAUACGCAAUACUUUACAAAAUGUAUAAACGUUUUCGUACAUCGUACUAUGGAUGCAGCAGUGAUGAUGUAUGGUUAACAACUGAUGAUUUUCUGCGGCGAGGUCCUUUCGUGGUUAUCGAUUGUUCGCGUCAAAAUGAAUCAAUCAAGAGUGCCACUGUGGAUGUGCGAAUAGAAUUUGAAUGUAAAGAGAACAUACCGGUGAAUACUACCGCGUACUGUCUCAUCCUACAUGAUCGCGUAGUUGAAUACCGUCCGCUAACCAACAUAGUGAGCAAACUCUACUAA